AUGGCUGGUUUUAUAAGAUUCCAAAGUACUAACUUUAACACCACCAUAAAUGGUGCCGCCGCCUUAGUCUUUUUAGUUAUAACUACUAUUAUCGUCCUCCACAGUCUCCGGUGCAUCUAUGGAAGAUGUCUUCUCCGGCGACACUAUAGGAGGCGCAGCGGUGGCGGCGGCGGCGGCGGCGGUGACGACCAACCAAUCCCUGAGCUAUUCAUUGCCAUUGGAGGACCCCAACAACAAUUCUCCUCACUUGAACCACCUAAAACUGGCCUACUCCCAUCAGUCAUCGCCGCAUUACCAACGUUCAUCUACAAAAAACCGGACAACACUGACGGCGCCGCCGAUGCCGCCGACACCGCCGAGUGUUCGAUAUGCUUGAGUACUUUAGAAGAAGAAGAAACUGUUAAGCUUCUACCCAAUUGCUUACAUGUCUUCCAUACACAAUGCAUUGAUAUGUGGUUGAGCGCGCAGACGACGUGCCCUAUAUGCCGUGCGGUGGCUGAACCUCAUGCACCACCGGUGGCGGCCGAGCAAGAGCAGGCCGCUGAAGAGGCCCAGUCACACGGAACAGGUGAUGAAGUAGUACCACCACCACCACCCUCUAUUUCUUCAGCACCAUUGGAACCAUUGAACUCAAUGGCACCAAUAAGUUCAGAAGGCACAUCAGAAGAGAGUUCUAGCGCACAAUCUUCAAAGGUGGUGGAUGAAUCAAGCUCAGGACUGAGCUCCUUUCAUAAGAUCUUUAGUAGGAGAGAGAGAUCAGGAAGGAGAAUUCAGCCGUUUGAGGUAUCGGCGAAUGGAAUGGAAAAUCCUUAG
Macadamia integrifolia is the source of this 813-nucleotide messenger RNA. Its product is annotated as E3 ubiquitin-protein ligase ATL41-like. The transcript has a single exon. The record is from RefSeq and is a predicted model, not a curated record. The coding region runs from base 1 to 813 and encodes 270 amino acids. Lineage: Eukaryota; Viridiplantae; Streptophyta; Magnoliopsida; Proteales; Proteaceae. Gene Ontology annotation, biological process: protein ubiquitination.